UGCCUGAGCCGAACUGCGUGCUCGUUCACGUCGUUACGUAUCCGUAACGUACGUUCAAGUGGACGUCUGGUCUACGUCAUUUGCGCGCCGCCUCGUUCCUGAUGCACCUCUUCUCCCGAAAUACUAAAGAUAGAUGUUUCGAUUUCAGUCCCUGGAUGAAGACUGUACGUUGGAGGAGGAAGACGAGGGACUGAUAGAAGAGGAAGAUGAAAUUGAUCAGUUUAAUGAUGACACAUUUGGAGCUGGGGCCAUUGAUGACGACUGGCAGGAGGAACACAAACGCCUCGCUGAGCUCGAUGAGAGGGAUGGGCUAGGAGCAGGGCUGGGGUUGGGAGGAGGGGGAAUGGGAGCAGAAUCGGAUAUAGGAGGAGCUGAAGACUCAUCCUCCACCCAGCUCCCUUCCUCUACGAUCCAUCUCCCCCUUCCUCCUUCCCUCUCUUCACUGAAAUUCUCCUCGUCUUCCUCUGGAGUGCCUCCGCCAGAUGUGGAGGAGCGAGGAGGGGGUGGUGACUUGGCUGAGUCCCUGGCCAGACUCAUCCUGGAGACUGACCCGGCGAUUGCUGGGGUUGGAGCAGCUGAGAGGCCCGGUCCGUCCCCCAGCUCUUCAGGAUCCAGCCUUUCAGCUCUGCAGGGGCUGAACCGCCACAGAGUCCUGCCCCAGCCCUCCCCCAUUCCACAUCCCAGUCAAGCACACCAGCACCCCCAUCACCCCCAGCACCAGCUGCCUCCUGGGCCGUCCACCUCAGGCCUUUCCUCUGGUCCUCCUCCUUCGUCCAUGCUCAGCUACCAACAGCAGCAGCACAUGCUGCGCAGAGGGACUGCUCCUGUGGGCCAAAUGAACUCUCACAAUAUCUGGGAGAACAGUAUGACUUUUGGUCCAGUCAGUGUCACCCCUGGACUGGUUACACACAUGGAGGAUAGUCCACUAAUGUCUAUAAUCAAGGAGGUUGGCCUUCCUAAACGAACUCCUCAGGGUAAGACUGAUGAGGGACAAGAUUUGUCAGAGAGGGUCCCACCUCCACGCUCUUCUUCCCCUGUGAUUGGCUCCCCUCCAGUGAGGGCAGUGCCUAUUGGUACCCCACCCAAACAGCCAAUGAGCCACGCCCUGAAUCAUCAGAUCCAUCACCCCAUGGCGGUUCAUGUGAGAGCCCCAGUCCAGCACAGAUACCCUCCUCCUUUCCCUGAGCGUCUGUCACCAAACACCCUUCUCAAUAUAGCUAACUCCCCGCUGUGCCGUGGUCCGUUCCCUCCUGGAGUUGGACCGGUCCUGUCUCAGAUUCAACGGGCCCAGCUGCUUAACUCUCAGGUGGCUGGUUUUCCUCGUGGUGGUCCAGCGCCUCCUUUGUUACCAGGCGGUGGUGGUUUCAGGCCGUUCUUUGGGGGCCCUCCUCCUCCACACGGCCACCGAAUGGGCCCUCCUCCCCCUCAUGGCCCCGCCAACCACACGCCAACCAUCCGACACAACACCACCCACCUCCACCCACAGCACCGCCGCAUGCUCACGCAGCGCAUGCAGAACCGAGGAGGUGACCGUGGCAGGACUGGAGGGGACCGGCGCAGCAGGGACCCCUACAGUAACCUGAUGACUCAGAAGGAGAAGGAGUGGGUAACCAAAAUCCAGAUGAUGCAGUUGCAGAGUACUGACCCGUACCUGGAUGACUACUACUAUCAGAACUACUAUGAAAAGAUGGAGAAACGUCAGGAAAGAGAGAGAGACAGCAGCAAGAAGGAGCACACCACCAAACUGAUCACUCCGCAGGUCGCCAAGGUUGAGCACUCCUACAGACCAGUUCAGUUUGCAGGAUCUCUAGGGAAGCUGACGGUGUCCAGCGUCAACAACCCCCGCAAGAUGAUCGAUGCUGUGGUGACAACUCGCACAGAUGAUGAGGAGAAAAGAGAGAAGCAGGUUUGGAAUAGGAGGCGACAGAUCCUUUACACCGUGGAGAAGAUGUACAGUUUGCUGCUGGAAGUCCAAGACUUUGAGAAACGUUUUGUCCAGACACCAGAAGAGGACAGGGAGGCUCUGCUGGAGCAGCAUAAAACCAAUACUGUGCAGCUGUGCAACUCUCUGCGGGAGAAGGAGUGGGAUGACAGAGUGAAUGAUGAGCAGUGUGUGAUGAUCAUGUCGGUGAGGAAGGGCAAGCGGCUCAUCUCCAGGCUUCUUCCAUUCCUGCCAUCACCCCAGGCCACCGCCGUUGUCAUGGCGAUUGCCCGCAACCUUCCGGCCUUGGCCAAGAAGGACAAGCAAGACCAGGUGCUGUGCUGGUUAGUGGAGCCGGUUUCGGUUGUGAUCCAGUCAUUGUCAAGCUCCGCCCUCACAGAUUUGUUGCAGGAGCUUCAGGGCAACGAGGGUCAACUGGCCACAGUACUGCACAACAAGUUUGGCGUGACACUGCUGUAUCUGAUCCUGAGCGAAGGAGAGAGGAUGCAAAGCUCCGACCCCAACUGUCAACUCAUGGACGACAAUCGAUGGACCGAGUUGGUGUUUUCCGUGACGAGGGAGCUGCUCAGCGUCCCCUCCGCGUCCCUCUCUGCUCCCCUCUUUACCCCUCCCAACCUGCUCUCCCUCCUGUCACGCUACGUCGAUCGGCAGAGGCUGGAGCUGUUGCAGGACAAGCUACAGAUCUCUGCUUUGUCCAGGUAGAAGUUACAACAAACAUCAACCCAACCCUCUCCCCACCUGAUGCAGACUUUUCUUUUUGUGUGUGUCAGAAGAGAGAGAGAGUGUGUGUGUGUGUGUGUUUGUGUUUGUGUGUGAGCUCUUGAGGUGAAUCCAUGGUGGAUAAUUUUAAUCCAGCAGAAUCUCUAGUUGCUUUUGUUUUUUUCUUUGUGUUUAGUCUCUGGUGUGUGUGUGUGUGCGUGUGUGUGUGUAUGUGUGAGAGAGAGAGACAGUGACACAGAGCGCAUGAAACACAGUCUGAAUGAUAAAAAUGAAAUCUGCAUUUUUAAACAUCUUGUUUACGAUUAUGCCUGUGAUGAACCUUCAAAUUAAAAAGUAUUUCUAUUAUAUAAAAA
Messenger RNA from Scatophagus argus, 3015 nucleotides. It is a transcript of the gene patl1, whose product is annotated as PAT1 homolog 1, processing body mRNA decay factor. Gene Ontology annotation, biological process: deadenylation-dependent decapping of nuclear-transcribed mRNA; P-body assembly. Gene Ontology annotation, cellular component: P-body. The transcript is spliced from 20 exons. Gene Ontology annotation, molecular function: RNA binding. NCBI's taxonomy places the organism in Eukaryota, Metazoa, Chordata, Actinopteri, Scatophagidae. The record is from RefSeq and is a predicted model, not a curated record. The coding region runs from base 134 to 2644 and encodes 836 amino acids.